UGGAAAGCCAUACCUUUAGGGAUUUUUCUUGCUCUGCUAUGCCUUCUGACCAUUGUAGGUAACGCUAUGGUAUUACAUGCCGUUCGCACAGAGAAGAGACUUCAAACGGUCAGUAACAUGUUCAUCGUCAGCCUGGCAAUAGCCGACCUCGUGGUGGGUUUAAUAGUUAUGCCAAUCAGCGCCAUCUACAUUUUUACUGAGGACUGGCUGUUCGGAGUUGCAGUGUGCCAGAUAUGGAUUGCAGUGGAUUAUACAGCCAGCACAGCUUCCAUUUUCAACCUCUUUAUCUUGAGUCUCGACAGGUACUGGUCGGUUACCUCCCCUUUGCGAUAUAUCAGACGGCGGACAAAAAAGAGAGCGUUGAUUAUGAUUUCAAUAGUGUGGUUUGCUUCUUCCUUGUGGCUUAUACCUAUCGUCGGCUGGCAUCAGUUCGCCCAUGGGGGAAAGCGGACUGUACCUGGCAAUGUCUGUGAUACUGAAUACGCUAAAAAUACUGUAUUUAAGAUUGUCACGGCAUUUUUUAAUUUUUACCUACCACUAGCCGUUAUGUAUACCCUUUAUGGCAAAAUAUUUCACGAAAUUAGGAAACGGUCAGAGUUUGAAUUGGGGCAACGAAAUGUUGGCGGCAUGGCCGCAAAUAGCACGACAGUGAAUACGCAUGUAGCACCUAUGGAAGACAGUGACCAGAAGAACGACACCUUUGGAGACGACACCACUCCUCCAUCAUUAUGUGCAGAAGAAGGAACAAAUGACAAUUCUUUAAAAAAGUCAGAUUAUAAUGUCGACAUUCAGGAAGGAGAAUUACGAAAAUCUAAGUCUGGAAAAUCAGGAUAUACUGCAAUUCCUCUAAUUGCUACAAAGCAGAAAGCCAAAACAAAAGAUAAAUCGAAAAAGGGAGAUAACCAGUAUCAAGUGGAAUAUGUGUACGAUGAAAAUGUUGUUGAUCCACAAACGGAAAAAGUGGAGCGAUUUUUCUACGAAGAUCACGUUCCUUUAACGCCACAUUUUGCUAACGUUAUGUUUAAUCCUGCUGCGUUAGCGGAAACAUCCCUUUCUGCUCCGGCGCCUUCUCCAAGCAGUGCGUGUAGUGGAAAUAAUGGUUGUAGGAAAGAAGAGAGACAUAAAACAGCGAAAAGUCUGAGUGGAACGACAAACACACAAAAGACGCAUUCAAGACCUAAAGAGACUAAGAAGAAGAGAGAUCACAGAGAGCACGAAGCGUUGCUUAAGCCCGGUGGAACGGUCACUGCUAAUGCUGCUCUCCAGCGGAGACCUCUACGCAGGCAAGAGAGCGAUUUUAAUCUCCUGAGGGAUCAAAAGAAUCGGAGACUGACCACUACGGUUUUUAACUUCAAAGAAAGAGUGCGAAUCGUAAAGCAAACCUCUUCUCUGUCCAAGGAAAUUAAGGCAGCCCGUCAGCUUGGUGUGAUCAUGGGCGCAUUCACCCUCUGUUUCCUGCCCUAUUUUAUUCUCUUCCUUGUUGUGGCAUUCUGCGAUGGAUGCGUGGAGCCGGACCUGCUUACUGCAAUGACGUGGAUUGGAUAUAUGAACUCUACUUUGAACCCUUUCCUAUACCCCUUAUGCAACGCCAAUUUUAGGCGUAAAUUUAGAAAAAUGCUACAAUUUGGCGCUCCUCUUCGAAAACGAUUUGAACCGUUCGAUAGAAAUAGUUUUACAACAGCAAACAAGUACGACUGA
Molecule: messenger RNA, 1698 nt
Organism: Liolophura sinensis
Lineage: Eukaryota; Metazoa; Mollusca; Polyplacophora; Chitonida; Chitonidae
Product: histamine H1 receptor-like
Exons: 2
Coding region: 67-1698 (543 amino acids)
Biological process (GO): positive regulation of MAPK cascade; adenylate cyclase-activating adrenergic receptor signaling pathway
Cellular component (GO): plasma membrane
Molecular function (GO): G protein-coupled acetylcholine receptor activity
Source: RefSeq, a predicted model, not a curated record